AUGGAAAACAUCCCUCCCUCGCAGGCGCAAGCUGGCGACGCCGCCAAGCCUGCUCCCGAAAGUUCUUUCAGCUUCACGCCUAUCAAAGCUCUAGGCGCGCUACCACGUCUGUGGGAUCGCAAGCCCUCUACUCCUAUUCGGGCAGGCGACAAGACGCGCAAGUUGUGGAAGCGCAUUCGCUUCCCCUUUAGUAAUAUGAACGCGACACAAAGUCGAGGCACGUCUAUCGGCGCAUCGAAAAAUGCGGAUUAUCAGCGUGGCGUUAAGCGCCAGUGUGUUGACCCGACCCAGUCGGCAGAGCUCGAAACUGAGGCUGAACAACGUGGGCGGUCUUUCUUGGAGACCAAAUGGGAAAUGGAGGCAUCUCGCAAGCGACGCAAAUUACCGGAAUUCAAUUUCGACAUUCACGACGAGACCGCCCAGGGCAUUUUCAAUUUCGCUACUCAGGCCGAAGCUGCCAAUAACGCUCGCCAAGAUGCAGCUAUAAACGCCUCGCCGCAACCACUCGGUCUGUUUGCGACCAAGACGCCUGUUUACAAUGAUGCCAUGGACAUGGGCCUCGACGGCGUGGCGUCGCCUAAGCCGACAGAUACAGAGUCUGGACCGGUCCAGGAGACAGCUGCAGUGGUCGACAACGCAGCGCCCGCUGAGGCCGUCGACGACUUGACGCAAGAGCAGGAAGUCAAACUAGUGCGAUCGGCACUGCGCAGCUCUCUGGACGGAGAGGAUGCAGAGCUAUUAAACGACUUCUUGUCGAGGGCCAAAGCGAAGCGUGCAGCUAAGGCGGCGCAGAACGAUGUGGAAGUAACUGAGCAAUCCUCCAGCCCAGAGGUGCCUGAGAUCGAAUGCUCAACCCCACGAUCGCGUCGCGCGCUGGAGGAGCUGACUACAAAUUCUCCUUCGCCUAUUAAGCUGCAGAUCUCGCCUAGCAAAUUCAACAUUGCCCGCGCCGAGGCCCAGGAUGAGGUUGUCAAGGACCUUCAGGAAGAGACAGCCCCUGCAAGCCCUGCAUGCCGUCGCAGCACUCGCGCCAAGGCCCCGUCCACAACUGCCCCUGCUGUGCGCAACACUAUCGCGCUCCGCCGUGCUAAAGGAACGGAGUUCAUUUUCCUGCAGCGCACCGAGGCCCAGGAGGUGGCUUUGGCUACGAAGCGCAACACCCGGCUGAACAAGGGCAAGUCUGUAUUCCCUAAUGUCGCUCUUGAAGCUCUGGCUCAGCAGCCAGAGGAGCCCGAAACCAAUGACAAGCCUGCACGCUCAGACCAAAAGGGCCUUAGCAGCCGAUCUACCAAGCGGAAGCAGGUGUCAUGGAACGAGGAGCGCAUGGCCGAGUAUGAAGAAUACAAGGACUUCACGGAUGAUCAAGAGGAGGAGGAGGGCGAGAGAUGCACCAGUGACGUCGGCGCUACACCUCGCCGAUCUAGCAAACGUUCGGAAAAGAGAGCUGCAGCCAGCGACAAUAGCCGUAACCGGACAGAGUCAGAGACAGAGACUCGGGAGGUCGACGGUGGGCCGGACAGCGGCCCGACCGCCCCUACUGCAUCCGCUACUGCACCCCCGCGCUCACGCCGGGUGAGGCGUUUGGGCGAUUCGGGGGCUAUGGGCUCUGGCACCCCAGUGAAGACUGGUCGCACAAGCAAGCCUUCUGCAGCCUCGGCGUCGACUGGCCCUUCCACACCAACCAAGGGUCGCCGCAAGCUUACGCCCAAGUCACCUAGCACGUCCAUGCUCCCAGCACCAACCCAAAGUGGUAUCCCGACUCGGAGCAACAAGGAGAAGAGCAUGCUCCAGGCCAGCGCAGGGUGCACGCCCACCGCUCGCCGGGUCCGAUCAAGAGCUUGA
Molecule: messenger RNA, 1842 nt
Organism: Penicillium antarcticum
Lineage: Eukaryota; Fungi; Ascomycota; Eurotiomycetes; Eurotiales; Aspergillaceae
Exons: 3
Coding region: 1-1842 (613 amino acids)
Source: RefSeq, a predicted model, not a curated record